AUGCUCAGCACAUUGUUCUUUGAUGAGGCUGAUGCCAGUAGCGCCCUUCAUGUGCGGGCGACACGUCAGCAGCAUGCUGGGGGCGAGGAGGAGGGCUCAGAGGUCUCUGGGUCUCUCUUGGCCACGUGUAAUGCAAUGAAAUGUUUCAACAGUGGCUCCGUUCCGGUCCCUUCCCUGCGGGCCACACUGCUUUGGUGGCUCGACCGCGAUGCACCCCUGGUGCAUCUCAUCUUUACUAGCAGUGUACCUGGUGAUGUGAGUUAUUCUUGCCGCAAAAUGUCGGUGGAGGUUCCCGCAACGCGUCAAACGAUCAUUGCGUGCGGACUUACUCACAUUCAGGAAGGAACUGUGUUUGCCGUCACCUGGGUGACCUCUCUGCUGGAGGUGGGGCUACUGCGACUUCAACUGCAGCGCAACAGUGACCAUCACAGUCAACUUCUUCUUGUCCCUGAUGGUAAGGCGGUACUGACCUCCCGACUUUUACGCGUCGCUGAUGCAUUUAAAAAUGAGACGGAAACUUUUUUGUUCACUAACAGUGAUGCUAACAAGGAUCUUGGGGAAUCCGUUGGUAUUGGGGUUUUUCUUUCAGCAUGCGUGGUGGCAAGUCUUCCUCAAGAGAAGGCAGCCAAUGGGGUGCUUUCCAUGAUUUUUCUCACCAAUGGCAUCAGCUUGUGGUGGGUUGAGGUGGGCGAGGACGGCGCCUUUGUCGAGGAGGAGUUUUGUAACCCAAGGGGUUGUAAUGGUGGUACUGCAGGGUCAUUACGAGCUGGUGGAGUUACUUCUUGGCUUCCCAGCUGGCCCUGGGAUGGGAAACGGGAAAGGGGCAAUGGUGUCUGGCCAUCAAUGCCGUGCACCAGACGCAUUACAUUCUACUCCUUCGUUGCAAUGGAUUGUUAG
Messenger RNA from Trypanosoma rangeli, 897 nucleotides. RefSeq names its product putative dispersed gene family protein 1 (DGF-1). Lineage: Eukaryota; Euglenozoa; Kinetoplastea; Trypanosomatida; Trypanosomatidae. The record is from RefSeq and is a predicted model, not a curated record. The coding region runs from base 1 to 897 and encodes 298 amino acids. The transcript has a single exon.